AUGAAUAGCGGAAAUUAUGAUAAGGAAGGGGAAGACAGUUUUUCUUUUUACACCAACAUAUCCGAAGGAAUACACGGAAAAUAUAAAUUAAAGAGUGAAACCACAAAAAUAAAUGAUAGUACAAAAAAUAUAAAGACUGAUAGGACGACAAAAAUAGGGAUAACCUUUUUGUGUGUCAGCAUAUGUGGAAAUUAUAUAGCCAUUGUAAGUGAAAGUCACAAUAAUGUUGUAAGGGUUUAUUAUGCUGAAAACUUUUCUUGUAUAGUUAUAUUACAACAGCAAAAAAAAAUAAUGAACAUACGAUGGGACAGUAUAUUAUACAAACCAAGGUUAAAACAAAUUAUUUAUUUAUUUGGUGAAACUGGAUAG
Plasmodium vinckei vinckei is the source of this 369-nucleotide messenger RNA. Its product is annotated as WD repeat-containing protein WRAP73, putative. The transcript has 4 exons. The record is from RefSeq and is a predicted model, not a curated record. Gene Ontology annotation, molecular function: protein binding. NCBI's taxonomy places the organism in Eukaryota, Apicomplexa, Aconoidasida, Haemosporida, Plasmodiidae. Bases 1 to 369 code for a protein of 122 amino acids.